Molecule: messenger RNA, 2009 nt
Organism: Puntigrus tetrazona (Sumatra barb)
Lineage: Eukaryota; Metazoa; Chordata; Actinopteri; Cypriniformes; Cyprinidae
Product: sodium- and chloride-dependent GABA transporter ine
Exons: 13
Coding region: 214-1965 (583 amino acids)
Biological process (GO): sodium ion transmembrane transport
Cellular component (GO): membrane
Source: RefSeq, a predicted model, not a curated record
UUUAGAUUCUUAUAAUUUCUUAUUAUCAGUUUUCCCCUAAUUCUGCCAGCGCCCUGAAUAAAAGCAGUAAGGAGCAUCAGCAGAAGCUUGCCUGUCGCGCACAUUCCCGUCCCACGCCUCCCAGCUAAUCAUUACAGCUCCUAAACAAUCAUUACACCACUUAAACUGGUAAUCGCAGUUUGCUCCCACAGCGCUGAAUCUCUCUGAAGAAGCAUGGCGGUGGAAGAGGAAGCCGGUAGACCCACAUGGAGCAGGCAGAUCGAGUUCACUCUGGCUGGGAUCGGCUGCGCUGUGGGCCUGGGGAACAUCUGGAGGUUCCCGUACCUGUGCUACAGGAGCGGCGGAGGUGCGUUCCUGGUGCCUUACCUGCUGAUGCUGGUGGUGCUGGGGAUCCCGCUGCUGCACAUGGAGCUGACGCUGGGCCAACAUCUGAGGAAGGGCCCCGUCCUGGCCCUGGCCAAAGCCUGUCCCCUGCUGAAAGGUGUUGGCAUGGCAACGGUGGCCAUCUCCUUCAUCAUGUGCACAUACUACAAUGUCAUAAUCACAUGGGCGCUGUACUACAUGUUCAGCUCUUUUCGGAGCGAGCUGCUCUGGGAAAACUGCAACAACACAUGGAACACGGCCAACUGCAGCGACCGUGUGACCAACAGCUCCUCGUCCUCCACCGCCAGCCAGCAGUUCUUCAAUUAUAAGGUGCUGGAGAGGACCAGCGGUGUGGAGGAGACGGGCAUCUUGAGGUGGGAGCUCUUCCUCCUGCUGCUGCUGGCCUGGAUCCUCGUCUACCUCUGCAUCUUUAAAGGAGUCAAGUCCACUGGGAAGGUGGUUUACUUCACUGCUCUGUUUCCGUACGUGAUUCUUCUGGCUCUUCUGAUCAAUAAUGUGCAGCUGCCGGGAGCCAUAGACGGCAUCCGCUUCUUCAUCAUUCCCGAGUGGGACAAGCUGCUCAAUGUGGAGGUCUGGAUUAAUGCAGCAGCUCAGAUAUUUAACUCCAUUGGGAUUGGCUUCGGCUCGCUGAUGGCGAUGGCCAGCUAUAACUCCUACAACAACAAUGUCCUCAAAGACACUCUGGCCAUUUCCAUCACGAAUUCCCUGACUAGUAUUUUCGCAGGAUUCGUCAUUUUCUCGGCCUUCGGCUACAUGUCGCACCUUCAGAAUGUGCCGGUCAGUGAAAUCGCAGUGGACGGUCCGGGUCUGGUGUUCGUGGUUUACCCACAAGCCUUUGUGACGAUGCCCGUCGCUCCUCUAUGGGCCAUUCUCUUCUUUUUCAUGCUACUCUGCCUCGGCCUGGACAGUCAGUUCGCCAUGGUGGAGGUGAUGGUGACCAGUCUGCUGGACAGCUACAGCAAACCCAUCCUCAAGCAUCUCAAACGCAAGGAGUUUCUUGUGCUUGUGGUCUGCGGCGCAGCGUUCCUCCUGGGCAUCCCUAAUGUCAUGCAGGUGGGGAUCUAUGUGUUCCAGCUGAUGGAUCAUUACACGGCUAUCGUGUCCAUCAUGUUCCUGGCCUUUUUUGAGGUGGUUGGCGUUUGCUGGCUCUACGGUGUGAAGCGCCUGUCCAGUAAUUUACUGGAGAUGACGGGAAAGAGACCCAGCCUCUUCUUCAGGGCGUGCUGGUGGGUCAUCUGUCCUGUGUUGAUAACGGUUAUCCUGGUGUUCUCGGUGAUUCAGUUUAAGCCGGCGCGCUAUGAGGAUUACGUUUACCCGGCGUGGGCUCAGGGCGUCGGGUGGCUCAUCGCUCUGGCCUCCAUCGUCUGGAUUCCUCUCGCAGCCGCGCACACGCUCUGGGUUCUGCCUGGAUCCUUCACAGAGAGACUGAAGCUGUCGAUCACGCCGUUUUCUCUGGACGACGACUCCGAGAGCCCGUAUUACCAGCAGAAAGGAGCCAAUAUGGAGGUGAUCCCCAACAUCGCCGUCAUCAGCUCAGUCGUACCUCUCUCCGAAAAACCAUCCAUCCAGACUAACUUAUGAACCCUUUUCUUUCAUGUCGAUAUCAAUAAAGAUUGGCGACCUUC